Tauraco erythrolophus (red-crested turaco) is the source of this 804-nucleotide messenger RNA. The record is from RefSeq and is a predicted model, not a curated record. NCBI's taxonomy places the organism in Eukaryota, Metazoa, Chordata, Aves, Musophagiformes, Musophagidae.
AUCUUUGAAUACGGGCGCCUGAGCCACUUCAUAGACGGGAAGGGCGCGUCUGGCAACUGGAUGUCCCUGGUGAACUGCGCCAGGUUCCCCGAGGAGCAGAAUUUGACGGCGAUCCAGUGCCAGGGGCAAAUCUUCUACGAGAGCUGCAAGGAAAUCUUACCAAAGCAGGAGCUGCUGGUGUGGUACGGCGAUUGCUACGUGCAGUUCCUGGGCAUCCCCGUCAGCCUGAAGGGCAUUCCGGAGGGGAAGAGACCCCCGCAGCACCCCGAAGAAGCCGGGGAGAGCUUUAAGUGUGAGCGCUGCGGCAAGGUCUUUGCCUACAAGUACUACCGGGACAAGCACCUCAAGUACACUCGCUGCGUGGACCAGGGGGACCGCAAAUUUCCUUGUCACCUUUGCAACCGAUCCUUCGAAAAAAGAGACAGGCUGAGGAUCCAUAUUCUCCACGUUCACGAAAAGCACCGACCCCACAAGUGCUCAGUGUGUGGGAAGAGCUUUUCUCAAUCCUCCAGCCUGAACAAACACAUGAGGGUUCACUCCGGGGAGCGCCCCUACAAAUGUGUCUACUGCAACAAGGCAUUCACAGCCUCCAGCAUCCUGCGCACCCACAUCCGCCAGCACUCCGGGGAGAAACCCUUCAAGUGCAAGCACUGCGGCAAAGCCUUCGCCUCGCACGCAGCCCACGACAGCCACGUGCGCCGCACGCACAGCAGGGAGAAGGGCUGCGCUUGCUCCGUGUGCGGCCAGCACUUCCCCGAGCAGGAGGAUUGUCACUUCCACAUGAAGAUUCACGCCGCUCAUUAG